GCCUUUUGUUCUGCCGCGGAGGAUGCUCCCCUUGGCAAUGGAUCACCAGCCUCAGCUGUUAGAGAAAGACUAAGCACCAUCACGAUUGACACGACAUCCAUGAUACCCGACGACUACACUAUUGAACAAUAAUAGGCUUUCAAUUAUACCUCAACUCUAUUCUCACAUACUUCAUGGCAUGAUAUAAUAACCCAACUCUAUUCACUUAUAUAAUCCGUCACAGCCUCUCUCCUCUUUUGCUCAUUUUGCCGAUCCCUUCUCAUCUGCGACGCGCCUUCUGUCUUAGUCGCCUUUCCUUCCCCAUACCAUCCCGCCUCGGCCUGUGAGCACUCGGGCCUCUCUUAACUCAGGCGGUGGUAUCGGGGCAGGAUGGCUAACGGGCAGAAGCCUGCGCGGGACGAACUCAAGAACCUCCAAGAAGAUCUCGGCCCCUACUACCAGAUUCCCCUGAAGCCUAGGCGAAGCGGUACUCACUCAAGGGAGAAUAGCUUUCAAGAGUCUCUGCGCCAGUCCUCCAACACGCCGGAGCCGAAACGAUCAGGCUCGAAGCGACAGGAUCCUUCGAGCAGAGAUUCGACCCCAAACCGUCCGACAAAGUCGAGGACCAAGAACCAUAGUCGGGAUAUCACUUCAGACGUGGGCACGCCGAAGAGGUCGCCGAGAAGUGAACAUAAUACCCCGCGGCCGGAGUCGGUGAAGCCGGAGCGCCACAACCGCGAGAUGUCGCAACGAAACAGAAGCGGACGGGCGUCCAACCGUAACAACGGUAAUUCACAUGGAGAGGAAGUACAGAUAUGGGAGCUGUGCAAGAGUCAAGUGGGGGAGAUUGUCUCCGGAAUCAAUGCCGAGAAUGACAGUCUUACGGAGCUUGUCACGAUGGAUAAACAAGUCGGUACGAUGGACUUGGAGAAGAUUCCGAGUGACUCGCUGAAAGAGAUGGAACAGCUAUGUCGGACAGGGGUUAAGCACUCGGAGGCUAACAUGUCAGCACUCAAAAAUACUAUCGAGCAGCUCAAAGUGUUGCGCGCCGUGGUGCACGCUAAGGAACAGCAGGAUGCUCAAGCAGCGGGGCCUGGUAAGAGGAAUGCUCGAGAUAGCGCGGCGGCAGCAUCUUCGCUCUACGACUUUGACGGGGCUGGUGAUUCACCCGUGCCGAGUCCGAUUGGAGGAUCGGCAAGAAAAUAUGGUGACCGAGCGAGAGAACGGGAACGAGAACGCGAGAGGGAAAGAGAACGAGACCGUGACAGCAUGCCUCCAAAGGCCGAUAGUGUCGAGCCUCAGGGGUCAGUUGGGAGCGGUGUCGGAUCAGGGAACAACAAGUCCAAAGUUGUCUUCUCAAAAGGCGACGCUGUUGCAUUCAAGCCCAAAGCGUUGAAUGGGGAUACAACAUCAGACUGGAUACUUGGUGAGGUCGCGCAGGUGAUGGGUGAGGGCAAAAGCCGACGAUACAAGGUCCUAGAUAUAGAACCCGAGGAUCAGAGCAAACAGAAGGAGUACCGAUCAAGUGCCAGCAGUAUGAUUCCCAUCACACCUGAGAGCCAAGCUUCGACGUUGAAAGAUUGGGAAUCAGGCAAGGUGGUGCUGGCGCUGUAUCCAAACACAACCACAUUCUACAAGGCGGAGGUUCAUAGCAUGGACAGCGACGGCAAGGUCAAUCUCAAGUUUGAGGGGGAGAACGACUCUUCAACACUGCAGCAGGUGGAGAGGAGAUUUGUGAUUGAAUACAGAGCAUAGCCCGACGAAACCGAGAUAUGUGCUAGGAGUUGUUAUAUGCUCCGGUGCGUUUAAUGAUAACGUUGCAGUGGAUAUGAUAAGGCUUCCAGGAAAACAGACCAUAGAGCAGUUGCUUACGACGCAAUAGCAAGCAUCAAUUGAGUAUUAUUACCGUUGAUAUUGGGG
This is a messenger RNA of Fusarium verticillioides 7600, 1899 nucleotides long. RefSeq names its product SAGA-associated factor 29. Bases 370 to 1734 code for a protein of 454 amino acids. Lineage: Eukaryota; Fungi; Ascomycota; Sordariomycetes; Hypocreales; Nectriaceae. The transcript is spliced from 2 exons. The record is from RefSeq and is a predicted model, not a curated record. Gene Ontology annotation, cellular component: SAGA complex.